Molecule: messenger RNA, 1773 nt
Organism: Orussus abietinus
Lineage: Eukaryota; Metazoa; Arthropoda; Insecta; Hymenoptera; Orussidae
Product: acyl-CoA-binding domain-containing protein 5-B
Exons: 6
Coding region: 16-1182 (388 amino acids)
Biological process (GO): fatty acid metabolic process
Molecular function (GO): fatty-acyl-CoA binding
Source: RefSeq, a predicted model, not a curated record
CUGAAGACAUUAUUCAUGCCUAAUCUAAGUAUCAUUGAGGUCAUGCGAAAAUACAAGUGUCGUCUUGCUCAAGAUUCAUUCAAUUUCCCAGUCGAUGAUCCCUUUCUCUCCUUGAAGAAAAGAGUUUUCCGUUGCUCCGAGGAAACGACAGAUGGGAGUAUAUUAAAUCGCACAAGAGCAUUUCAGCCGAGUCACGAGCUUCAACUGCGCUUUUAUGGAUACUACAAGCAGGCAACGGAAGGACCUUGCCAACAACCAAAGCCAGCAUUUUGGGAAGUUAUGAAAAAGGCCAAAUGGGACGCAUGGACUCGACUUGGGAAUAUGUCUCGAAUCGAAGCCAUGAACAACUAUGUCGAGGAAUUGAAAAAGAUAGUCGAAACAAUGUCCUAUACGGAUAAUGUGGCGGAUUUUCUGGGCUGCUUGGAUUCGUUUUAUGAAAGUGUACCUGCAGAAGAUCUCGAACUCCUUGUUGGACCCGUCUUGGAGAGGAUGCGUUCUCAACCUGGAUCUCCGCUCCAUACAUCUCCCUUAGGAUCCAGAGAGACUUCGCCCCACAGAAUGUGCAAUUCAUCUAGGCGCAUAACAAGCAGCCUGGAAACGAGUCCAGCGAGUAGCCACAGUGCGAGCCCUUUACCACCUGACACCGACGGAGAAGAAGAAGAGUUCAUCGAUACCGUUGAAUCUGCCCCGGAACGAUCAAAUAAGGAUAUGACGAAGUCUUCCACUACCCAUAAACAACAUUCCACAAACUCUGUCACUUCCCAUGAGAAAUCCAAUGGUCAAGCCCCUGUGGUGAAAGAAAAUUCUUCCAAGUUGACUAAUGGGUAUGCAGAAGAAAAUCUUCCAACCACAUCCACUGCCGACACGAAACAAGACAGAGGACGGUCACGUGGAAAAAAAGAGGAGAAAAGGAGCGAAGAGUUCCUUAAUCAAAUUGCAACAACUAUGCAGAACCUUCAAAAAGAUGUUGACAGGAUAACAGCCAGGGUGCGGAGUCUAGAAGGUCAGGCUCUCCUGGCUCUUGCACCAGAAUCGGACCAGACAGUAGCACGAAACAAAUAUCCAAAGUGGUGGCCACUGCCAGAAUGUUCACCACGUGUGUUUGCCAUUCUGAUCCUGUGGCCGUUUGUUGCGCAGGCGAUUGUAUCAUACGCUCAGCGAUAUCGCCUACGAAGGCUGUGAUCUUCAUAUUAAUUAUACGCCUACGAAAUGCAUAUUCCAUAUUAGCCGUAAGUAAUCUGGGAUUUAAUAUGUACAUCGAUUUCCACGAGAGUGAAGCAUUCUUUUCGCGUCUUGCAUACCCAAAAAACUUGAGUUAACAUGUAGGAUUUGUACUAUAUCGUUCAUUAUCAUUAGAAUGUAGCUACGGAAUAUUCCUGGACCUUUCGAUUCUCAUUGGGCCAGGCUGCGUCACUUUGGACUGUACUAGCUCGAAGAGCCUGUGGAGAGACUGUUGUCAAUUGUUGCGAAACUGGUAAUCGAUCUCCCGAUGAGCCAGUUGGAUGAUUUGUAUAAAGUUGAAUUUCCUAGAAUGCCUUCGAUUCCAACACGACGGAAGACACUCGACUAACCUCUAAACGUCACUGAGCACAAGAGUUAUCGUUGUGGAGAUACGUCGACAUUGGUUUUUAAGGUUAACGUUAUGUAACAUCAAAUGUUAUAUUCGAAUGAAUUAUUGUAAUAUACACAUCCAUAUAUAUAUAUACAUAUAUAUUUGUGGGAUAAACGACAUUUUUGUAUGGUAAUCGUGUAAUACAAGGCUUUAGGAUAGAA